Molecule: messenger RNA, 1350 nt
Organism: Naegleria fowleri
Lineage: Eukaryota; Heterolobosea; Eutetramitea; Acrasida; Naegleriidae
Exons: 1
Coding region: 1-1350 (449 amino acids)
Molecular function (GO): carboxylic ester hydrolase activity
Source: RefSeq, a predicted model, not a curated record
AUGAAACGCAAUCUUCUUCUUCUUUUCCUAAUCUUCCUGAUCACCAUUGUAGGUUGCGUAUGGGAUCAUCAUCGUGUCCAUGCAGAAUCCACUCAGACCAUCUCCAUUACCUCCUCCGAAGCUCCCUCCGGAAGUCUCAAUCUUGGUGCUACUUUGUAUUUGCCCUAUUCGGGAUCCUCUCCACCACAAGCCGGAGCGAAAUAUGCAGCUGUGGUGUUGGUGCAUGGAAGUGGACCUCAGAAUCGAGAUGAAAGUGUGAACCAAUAUCCCUUCCUCAAUACCGACGUGUCUCCACCUCCGAAGAGUCCGAAGUGUGGAGUCUCCUAUGUGAAUCUCUCACCGUUCAGUGAGAUUGGGAGACAACUCUCCAAAUACAACAAUAUGAUUGUUCUGACCUAUGACAAGAGAGGUUGUUGUGUCUCUUCCUUGCAUCCAGAAUUCUGUUCCAGCUGCACCUUGAAUACCACUUCGAAUCAAUUUGUCGAUUCGUGUUAUCACGCAUGUGCUUCGAAUGAUAUUCCUCAAAAGUAUAAUCUCAAUGUAUUGACUUUGGAUGAUUAUGCAAUGGAUGCGUAUGCCAUGUUGAACUGGUUGAGUGCUCGUUCCGAUGUCAAUUCAAGUGCUUUGAAUUUAUUGGGACACUCGGAAGGUGUUGGAGUGGUCAUUCGAGCUCAAAAUAUUUGGAAUCAAAGAAAUCCAAACAAACCACUUAGCAAUGUCUUUCUUAUGAAUGGUCUUUUAGGAUACAAUUAUGGAACUUUUUUGGUUAACCAAAAUUGGAGAAAUGUGAAACGAUGGCAAUCCUUUAAGGAUGCAUGUGUCUCUGAGGGUGGUUCCAGCGAUAUGAUUAAUGCUGCUACCAAUAAUAUUGCUACUGCAAAUGCCACCUACAAUGCAUUGGUUAAUUUCUUUCCCAAAUUUGAAAAUGGUCAAUAUCCUGUCAAUGCCGUCUACAGUAUUGGAGGUUUAAUUCCAGGAACUUUUCUUAAUUCUUCCUUCUUUUAUACCUCCAAUCAAUUUGCACAACAAUACUUACUGACAUCGAAUUCAUAUUUUUGUUCUUUGAAUUCUCCUUCUGAUUUGAACAUUCAACCUGCAGAGUAUCAACCAUUGGUGGACUUUUUAGGUCAAAUGAAAAGAUCAACUUCAAAAGUGUUGCAAGGAGUCACUCAUUUUGAUACACCUGCAGAUCUCUCAUCUAAUACUAUUAGAACAGAUGCCAUGCAAUUUAUUCAAUGGUGUUUAUGUGCAAAGGAUGGACUGUGUACCAUAUCGGCAAGUAAUAGAAUUGAGAUGGCAUUACUUUUGGCAAUGGUAAUGAUGGUUUUCUCCUCUUUGUUCUUGUUGUAA